Molecule: messenger RNA, 2399 nt
Organism: Cryptomeria japonica (Japanese cedar)
Lineage: Eukaryota; Viridiplantae; Streptophyta; Pinopsida; Cupressales; Cupressaceae
Product: LRR receptor-like serine/threonine-protein kinase FLS2
Exons: 2
Coding region: 65-2140 (691 amino acids)
Biological process (GO): protein phosphorylation
Molecular function (GO): protein kinase activity; receptor serine/threonine kinase binding; ATP binding
Source: RefSeq, a predicted model, not a curated record
UCUUUACCAAAAGGAUUCCAUCUUUGUCCUAAAACUAUGAUUGUCAUGUCGUGGACAAUGAGAGAUGUUACGGAAAGUAAAUAAACGAGCUUGUUACAGCUUUAUGAUGCCCAACGUUUUGGGCAAUCUACUGAAUGGCAGCAAAGCAAAAUUUCUAUAUAUUCAGUCCCUUCGAUCGUAUUUUCAUUGCUUGGAUGACAUGGCAUCUUACACAGCUUUUUUCCUUGCAUUGGUGACGGGAAUACUGUCUCUAUGUGCACCUACAGCUAGUGGUGGUGAAGCCAUUGAUCUUGAAGCUCUAUCUUCCUUCAAGAUUUCUAUAACCUCAGAUCCCCUCGAUGCUCUGGCCAAUUGGCGAAACCUUACCCAUCACUGUAACUGGCCUGGUGUGGCCUGUGAUUCGCGCAGGAGCGUCGUCUCCCUCAUUUUGCCUGAAAAGCAGCUUGAGGGCGUCAUUUCCCCUUUCAUUGCUAAUAUUUCUUAUCUGACUUACCUGGAUUUAUCGUCAAAUUCCUUCCGAGGCUCAAUUCCUUUCUGUUUGGGUAAAUUAGGUCGGCUCCAGUCUUUGAGUCUAGCCAGCAAUGUUUUGGACGGUAGCAUUCCUGAGACCAUUGGGAACUGCAUCAGUUUGACAACAGCUAGUCUCUCGAACAAUAAACUAUCAGGCCAUAUCCCUUCUGCUCUCGGUGGCUGCAAGAAGCUUCGAGGACUUGACCUGUCUAGCAAUGUUCUAGAAGGUAUGAUUCCUGUGAAUAUUUCUCAGCUGCUCAAUUUGGAACAACUUCUCAACCUGUCAAAUAAUCGGUUAGAGGGUGUAAUCCCAGCUGAAAUAGGUCGCCUUAGUUUGUUAUCAAGUCUUGAUCUUUCUUCUAACAUGCUGAGUGGAAGGAUACCAUCGGAGCUGGGGAAUUUGACAAAGCUGAGAUAUCUGAAUAUUUCUCGCAAUCACCUUGAAGGCCCUGUUCCUCAGAUUGGAGUUUUGGCAAGUUUUAAUUGGUCGAACUUUGAGGGAAACGAUGAGCUCUGUGGUGUGAGUGACUCGAGCCCAUGCUCUAAGGUAGCGCGUUCUCAUCAACACAGACGACAUACUGCAAUGGUUGCUUCUGUAGUUUCAGUUUGUGUCUUUCUCGCUCUACUGUUUUGCUUCGUUUUCUAUUGUAUUUGUUUGAGGGAUCGUCACCGGACUACUCUAAUAGAGUACAACCCUUAUCCCGACCCAAAUUACAAAAAGAGCUACCUGCAGGAAAGGACCGACUCUUUCAAUGCCGAAAACAUUAUCGGAAGCAGCAGCGGGAGCAUUGUCUACAAAGGGGGAAACAUAGCUGUGAAUGUUUAUAAGACUGAUUGUUCUCGACAGACAGAUUUUUUCUAUAGGUACAUAGGUUCUCUCCUUAAAAUUAGGCAUCGCAAUCUACUGAAUGUGGUGGGAUUUUGCCGUGAGGAAAGUUUUUAUGCUUUAGUAACAGAAUACGAGCCCAACGGACAUCUAGAUACUCUCAUGCAUGCUGCGAGAAUGGAGGACCGCAGGAUGACGUUCGACCUAAGCAAGCGUAUUGAUGUUCUCAUAUCCACAGCCGGGGCACUUAUUCAUCUGCACGAAUAUUGUCAGUCUCGCAUCGUCCAUGGCCAUCUGAAGCCCACAAACAUUUAUCUGGAUGAACAUUUUCGAUUUCGUGUGGGUGGUUUUGGUACGCUUGAACUGCUUCAAGACCAUCUUCAGCAAGAAAGGAAAGCUUCGUCUGCUAUGGAAGGGACAAUCAGCUACUUAGCACCAGAGCUAGCCGACAUGGAAAGGGUGACUCCAAAAGCUGAUGUUUUCAGCCUUGGCGUAAUCUUAAUGGAAAUGUUGACGGGGAGAAAAGCCCCUGCAAGUUUGGAAACCGAAAGUGGCGAAAGAAUAAGCCUGCGACAGUGGAUUGAAAAGGGCAUCAAUGGCGGCAGCCUAGCUACUCUAGCUGAUCCAGCUCUUGGGCAGAACAUAAGUGAGAGAGAAAGCGAAAGAAAAAAGAUUGCUGAUCUAUUUAAGAUAUCUCUGCUGUGUACCGAAGAAAUAGUGGAAAGUCGUCCAACUAUGAGCCAGGUGCUUGCUUGGCUUGAUAAUAUUAAACACGAUAGAGUGGACAGUAACACUGGUAUUUGAAUGUGCGUGAUCUCCCUUUGCUGUAAAGAGUUUGCCGGUCUAUAUUUCUGGGAUGUGUUCUGAUUUUCUCUUUCCACAAUGAAAGACUUUAUGUGGAAGGACUUGUUUGUAGUGUAAGAAUUACAAUGCGUAUUUUGUAUCGUAAUCAUUUUAUUGUGAGUUCUAUAAUGUUUUGUAAAGCAUGUAAUCAAUAUUUCUUUAUAUGAUAUAAUUGAUCUGUAUGGUUAUAUCAUUUAUAACUUCCUUUUGCUUUUUCAUA